Anguilla rostrata (American eel) is the source of this 5279-nucleotide messenger RNA. It is a transcript of the gene slc5a5, whose product is annotated as solute carrier family 5 member 5. Gene Ontology annotation, molecular function: symporter activity. Gene Ontology annotation, cellular component: membrane; extracellular exosome. NCBI's taxonomy places the organism in Eukaryota, Metazoa, Chordata, Actinopteri, Anguilliformes, Anguillidae. Bases 260 to 2200 code for a protein of 646 amino acids. The record is from RefSeq and is a predicted model, not a curated record. The transcript is spliced from 16 exons. Gene Ontology annotation, biological process: iodide transmembrane transport; sodium ion transport.
UUGUAUGGCAUUUCAACUACUCAUGGAAUCAGUUCUGUCUAUCCAUCUCUGUGUAUAUUUUAAACUUUUACAGUUAAUUUAAAUACAUGUAUAUAUUUAUAUAUAUAUUUUAAAACUUUUUUCUAUAAUGUUAACAAUUCCUCAAGUUCAGAAGUUUUAGAAGGAACAUUUGUAGCUUCUAAAAACGAAAUUUCCUGCACUUAAUUUGCUGUCUCACACAGACACAGGGCGGACCUAAUCUGAAGACAGGGGACUUGUGAUGGAGAGCACUUCUGAUAUCAAAACAGCCAGGCCGAACUUCCUCCUGGCUGACUAUGCUGUCUUUGGCCUCAUGCUGCUUGUCUCUGUCCUUAUUGGACUGUUCCAAGCCCUGAAAAAGAGUGCUCGACGGGGGAAGGUGGAUGACUUCUUCACUGGGGGAAGAAAGAUGUCUGCAGUGCCCGUGGGCUUGUCACUCUGUGCCAGCUUUAUGUCAGCUGUGCAGGUGCUGGGUGUUCCAUCUGAGGCCUACCGUUAUGGUUUUAAAUUCCUAUACAUGUGCCUGGGCCAGACGUUCAGCUCCCUCAUUACCGCCUUCCUGUUUCUCCCUGUGUUCUACAAACUCGGCAUCACUAGCACAAACCAGUACCUGAAAAUGAGGUAUGGCAGAGGCAUGCAGCUGCUGGGAAGCUUCCAAUUUAUUUUGGCAACGCUGCUCUACACUGGGGUAGUGAUUCUCGCCCCUGCUCUCAUACUGAACCAAGCCACUGGGCUCGACAUGUGGGCUGCUCUGUUCGCCACUGGGGCCAUUUGCACAUUCUACACUACUCUGGGUGGCAUGAAGGCAGUCAUCUGGACAGAUGUAUUCCAGAUCAUUGUCAUGCUUGCCGGCUUCAUAGCCAUCUUCAUCCAUGGCACUGUUCUGGUUGGAGGACCGGCUAAGGUUCUGGAGAUUGCACACAACGGAUCACGCAUUAAUUUUGAUGACUUUUAUUUGGACCCCAGGAGGCGCUAUUCUUUCUGGAGCUUCUCUGUGGGGGGCACAAUGGUCUGGCUGUCUAUGUAUGGAGUGAACCAAGCCCAGGUGCAGCGCUAUAUUUCCUGCAAGACAGAAAAAGUGGCACAGUGGGCCCUGUUUGUCAACCAGGUGGGCCUUUGUCUCAUCGUGAGCAGUGCUGCUACCUGUGGGAUUGUCAUGUUUGCCCUCUACUCCGGCUGCGACCCACUCAAGGCGGGAAAGAUCUCUUCUCCUGAUCAGUAUAUGCCCUACUUGGUCCUUGACAUCUUUAAAGACUACCCUGGCUUCCCUGGCCUGUUUUUGGCUUCUGCAUUCAGUGGAACUCUAAGCACAGCCUCCACUAGCAUCAAUGCCAUGGCAGCUGUUACCAUGGAGGACCUGUUGAAACCACAUCUUGGGAAUAUGUCCCAGAAGAAAUUAAUUCUAAUCUCCAAAGCACUCUCUCUCAUGUAUGGGGUUGGGUGCGUCACUGUUGCUGCCCUCUCCUCUUUCUUAGACUGGGGUGUUCUUCAGGGCUCCUUCGUCAUUAUGGGAGUGGUCAGUGGGCCGUUACUCGGUGUAUUCAUCCUGGGAAUGUUUGUUCCUGCUACAAAUGCACCAGGGGCAUUUGCCGGUGUGUCUGUGGGAUUUUGUAUCACCUUAUGGCUAGCAGUUGGAUCAACUGUCUACCCUCCCAGCCCUGAAGCACAGGGAGUUCUGUCCACUUAUGCAGGACAGUGCUUGUCACAGAACCAUACACUGGACAGCAGCAUGGCCAUGGACAGUGUCACAGGCUGGACCACAGUUCCCCUGGAUCAGCGUGGGCUCACUGUCCUUGAGGACUUCUACUCAAUAUCCUACCUCUACUUUGGAGUAUUAGGGACAAGCUCAGUGGUGCUCAUUGGACUUCUGGUCAGCUAUAUCACAGGACCUACCAAACGGACAGCCAUUGCCCCAGGGCUGCUGUGGUGGGACACAAUGGCUAAAACCUUGGAUGGCCCCUCACAGAACACAGAUGUCUUAAAGAACUGCAGUCCGCUAAUUGUACCUAUGGACUCCAUGCCCACUGAAACAGGAGGAGGCGAUGGGAAAGAGGAGGCCCCACGGCUUCAAGUUGCCGAAAUGGAGAACAAUCCCCACUCUGUGCUUCUUGACAAGGUUCAGACGGUUCUGAGAACUGAUAAUGAUUUCAAAGCCAGUGACGGUGGAUGGAUGCACCUGUAGAUAUAAGAAUUUCACUGAGCCUUUAUUACAGAUGGCCAUCUGAAAAGGAAAAAAAAAAAGAUUAAUUCCUCAAGAAAAUAUUUUUUCGGAGAAUUUCUCUCACUGCUGGCAAUUGUCCCAGAGAUGAAGACAAAGCCAUAUAACAAAUUAACACCAGAGAUAGACUGACAGGGAACAGCUGAAACUCGCGACACCUACACAAGAGUUCAUACAAGUUUUGACCAACAUACUUCACCACGUUUACACUCCUGUAAAGGGGUAUCCUAAUAUACACAGGUGCCAGCUGAUUUCAUUAAUUAAUUCUACCUCCAGCCUGAUGAAUUCUGCUAAUUAGAAUAUCUAGAUGAAUGGAACAAAAUACUGGGGAGGAAUGUCACUUCUGACCCUGGAUUUUCCACCUGAAUAAAACAGGCUAUAUUUUCAAUCAGUGAGAUAAAAGGGUUUAAAGGGGCAGUUCAACCAAAAAUGAAAUUAAAGUAUGUUUGUACUUGGAUCAGUAUCUGUCCAUCCAGAUAGUUUCGCUGAAGUUUCAUAAAAGUCCACCUGCACAAGACAUUGCAAUGAUAAGGGCUACACAGUUGGCAUGCUUGGGUAGAAGUAGUAGUUUGAUGACACCAUGCAGAAAUUAAGCUCUCUGGAUGUUUGUGAGUAGCCACUGGGUUAUAUUUGGAAAGAGAGAUUACUGACAAUUUUUCGAAUUUUUGGUGCUUUGAGGACACAUAAAGAUGGACCUGCAUGGUAUAUUUUAUCAGGGUGUGCUGUAGCGAAUAUCAAGAAAACCUGUCACAUACUACUCCAGCUAAGUGGAAACAUACCAUAAUUUUAUUUUUGGAUGAAUUGCCCGUUUAACAUUUUUCUUACAAAUAAUAGAUGGAAAUAAUAUUAAGUCAUUUGAAGAACUGUUCCCAACCUAUGAAUUACCCUGAGGUGUUAUUUUUUAAGUAUUUGCAAGUAAGAAGCUACGUUAAUGAGAAGAUGUGCAACAAUCCUAAUAUUACAGAAUGUCAUUCAAUAAUGAGAUAUAUGAUAAAUAACAAUGCGGAGAAAAAUGAGUUAACUAAAUGGAUAGGUAAAAUUUAUAAAAUAUUACAAAAUGAUUAUCCCAACAGCAGAGCACAGUGUAAAUACUGAGGAAACUAUAGACUGGCAAGCUGUCUCAUUUAAUAUUUUUAAAACUACUAAUUCAUAUUUUUGGAAAGAGCAUGCUUGGAAAAUACAGCUGUGAUACUUUAGAACACCAGCCAUUCAGUCAAAAUACUGUAUAGUACAGAAAAUAAGUGCUGAGGAAAAUGUGGGGAAGAGAAAGCUACUCACUCUCAUAAAUUUUUAAAAAUGUAUCUGGUGAGACGGCAGUAUAGGAGCAGUAGUAUAUUGGAUGUCACACAAUUUAGUGGUUCCACUCUGGGAAGCUCCUCGAUAUAUUAUUUUGGGUUUAAUCCCUAUGGCAUCACUUCCGAAGCUAACAAAUACCUGAUAAGAAUUCUAAAACGUAUAGCACUAAAACAUAUUAAAUUAGCUGAAACAAGAACCACCCACUGCUGAAAAAUGGAGGGAUUUGGUAAAAGUACACCAAAUUGAGUACACAACACAUAGAAUAAGCAUAGGAAAUAGAGCUGAGCACAAAUGAGGCAAAUGGAGCAAUUUAAAAAAAGAAAUAAACCAAGCUAAAAGAUGUGAACUUAUACUCUUUUCCUUUUUCUUUAUCUAAUUGGUGCUUAUCUUUUUUGUUUCAGAGCCCAGUGGAAUCCAAUGUGUAAUCAACCCACUGAAUGUCCAUGUAAAGGUGGAGAAAUUAAUUUUAAUGCAUUUGCAUGUGUGUACGUGCUGGCAUAUAUAUAUAUUUAUCUAGGUGCGUAUGAGUAUGGGUAUAGUAUUGGAGUGAAAGAAUAUGUUUGGGUGCUUAUAUGUGUUUUGAAUGUAUGUAUACAUAUACAGACAGGUGAAUACAACAUAAAGUGUCCUGGUAAGGUGUUGGGCCAUCACAAGCUGAACAGCUUCAAUGCGCCUUGGCUUACAGAUGGUCUCUGGAACUCUACUGGAGGGAUGAAACACCAUUCUUCCAAAAGAUAUUCCCUCAUUUGGUGUUUUGAUGAUGGUGGUGGAGAGUGUGGUACAACACAUCAGUCCAAAAUCUCCCAUAGAUGUUCAAUUGGGUUGAGAUCUGGUGACUGUGAAGGCCGUAGCAUACAAUUCAUAUCAUUUUCAUAUUCAUCAAACCCAUUCACUGACCCCCUUGUGCCCUGUGGAUGAGGGCAUUGUCAUCCUGGAAGAGACCACUCCCAUCAGGAUAGGAUAAAGGCGAUUAUUUAGGAUAACUUUGUAUUUGCAAUGACCCUUCCUUCUAAGGGGAAAAGUGGACCCAAACCAUGCCAGGAAAAUGCCCCCCACUGCAUAAUAGAGCCACCAGACCCCCUCAUUGAAGGGGUCAAGCAUUCAGGCUUGUACCGUUCUCUUGGUAUAUGCCACACAUGCACUCACCCAUUUGUCAAGAAUGAGGUGAAGACUAACUCAUCAGACCAUAUGACUUUUUUCCCACAUCUCUGUAGACCUGUGCCUAUGAUUUUUGCACGACUAAACUCUCAAAUGUGCAUUCAACUUUGUAAAGAGGGGUUUAUGCACUGCAACCCUACUAUAAUAUCUCUCUCUAUGUAGUUGUCGAUGGACUGUUCUUGUUGAUAGUCGCGUUCACGUUCUGCACUAACAUUCUCAGUCACCUGAGGAAGAGUUGCUCUUCUGUUUUUCCUUAUACAGGCAGUCCCCGGGUUAAGAACGUCUGACUAACGGACAACUCUUACUUACGAACGGACUGCCAUAAAGCCCAUUAUAUUAAACAUUUGAGUUAAAUACAAUGGUUCGUAAUAACGAACGCACACACUACUUUGUGACGCUCAUUAAAACAUUGCGCAGCUUAUACACUCACUGGCCACUUCAUUAGGUACUUGUCCUGUUGUGCAUUGAGAUGCUCUUCUGCAUACCUUGGUUGUAACGAGUGGUUAUUUGAGUUACUGUUACCUUUCUAUCAGCUCGAACCAGUCUGGCCAUUCUCCUCUGACCUCUGCCAUCAACAAGGCAUUUUCGC